GGAGGGGGGGGGGGGUGAAAUGCCCUUCUUCCUUAACAGUUACUGUAUUUAUCUUUUUCCAGGGGGUUGGAAAUUCCCGAGGGGUGGGGGAUCAUACUUCCGACCCCCUCAAUAGGGGGGGGGGGGGUAUGGAUAUUUUCUGGAACUACACAAUAUAAAUAUAAACUUUGGCGAUGUUCUGGUCUGAUCUGUUUUGGGCUGGUGCGAGGAAUAGGUAACACAAUACAUCAUCAAUAACUUUAUUAAUUAAAAGUGAUACAGAUGUCACAUAUUCGUUUUUAUUUUCGCAAAAUCUGCUCAGAGAGAGACAACUGUUUAGGCUGGAAAAGCGAAUAACUACUGACAAAAAAAUGAAAAUAAUAAUUAAAAGUAAAAGUAGUUUUAAUGAUAGAUGUUAUGAUCAGCUAUUUUUUUUAACUGUUCUUGGACGCAUGCCAUGGACUGUGUUCAGAAAAAUCAACCUGUUUUUUUUCCAAUAGAGAAAACAUCUUUAUCCCUUUUUUUCAAGUGAGCAUUAAUAAAUAUUUAUACUUUUGUUCUCGCUGAAAAAACAACUGGAUAGCUUUUUGGUAGAAUUUGAUAUUCUUAUAGCAAUUUCUCAUUAAAAAAAGAAAGGAUUAGUUCUCCAGCGAAUAGUAUAUUGCAAGUGGCAAGGAAUAAAAUAUCAGAUUUCAACUGGAAAUCAUAUACACGGAAUUAAAAUGAAAUUUACUGCGGUUUUUAAUAGCCUGCUAACUUUCGUCAAACUAGUACUAAACCGCAUUCUGGCAUCCGUCGUUCAAAGUAACAUAAUAGCAUUUGCCGCUUGUUUUGGUUGGCCAGCGCCUUCAGGAGAGGUGGCGUGAUUGGAAACUGUUUUAGUGCUAUCCAAUGAAAACGCUUUAAUGAAUUUGAAUGAUGGAAGCACAAGGCCGGUCCAGCUGUCUUUGUUGAAGUCGAGCGGAAAACACAGCAAGGAACAGUGCAAUACGUCCUCACUGAACUUUUAAUUAGUAUUCACUUGAAGCUUCAACGCCCUCAUUUCCGACAACCCUAGACGCCCACAUAUCACCGACAUUGAGUCGAGCAUAUGGUCAAUAGAACAGAGGGGGAGUUUAGAUCUGUUUACCUAAUCCAGGUGAAACUUGCUUGUCGCAAGUGAAGUGAUGAAUAUUACCAACACCAGAGAUAUAGCAGUUAUUUGGUUACGUAAUUUGACUAGUUGCUAAGGCUAUUACAGAAGUUCUCCACAUACAAUAACAUGUUUUUUACAUGGUUUAACCUAAACAUUUUUGGACAAUUUCUUAUACAUUUCCUGUAAGAUUCUUAAAUAUGUAUAAGAUACCAAAUUUUAGCCUUUCAGGUUCUUAAUUUCCAGGUUCUUAGAUGUGGCGAACUACUGUAUUGCUACUGUUUUUUUUUUCAGUUAUUUUCAUGUUGCUGUUUUAAUAUCCCAUCAACAACCGCUCACCUUUUAUAUCACCUUUUAUUUGUCCAGUAGAUAAUUUCGUUUGACGUUGUUUUUCUUGUUUGGCAUUACUUCUUUCGUUUUAUUUAAUCUUUAAUUUCUGUUUCUAUCUUAUUUGACAUUUUCACUCUUCCGCUUUUGAUUAGUUUUUUUUUUGGUAUUGCAUAGCUCGCAUUCCAUUUCCCUGUGUUUACUGAUUAAGAGACAAAAUCAGCAGUAUCGCUCGCUUGUAACCAUGCGCUCUGACUUACAGAUUCCUGUUUCCUACUACUUACACGCAAAUAUGAACCUAGUUCAUAAAAAAACAAUCGUUUAUCCUCAUUUCGAUUAUCCUCAUUUCAAAACUUGAUACAGUGAGUAUCUUCCUUGCUAGCAAGCCAAAUAAGGGUUUCUUUUUGGUGUUUUUGUUUUUCAUUUGUAGCUUUCGUUGACUUCCCAGCUGUUGCACACCAAGUGACUUCUGUAAAACGUGAACAGUUUCACGCUUUUCGCGGUAAAUUGCAGAGUGGAAUCGCCUCUAAAAUUGAAAACAAGUGUAAAAAAAAUGCUCAAACGCAGGAAAAGACCGAAAUUCGAGGCGAUGUACCAAAUAUCUUGUAAAUACUGCUUAAAAUAACAGAAUAUUGUUACACUUCCCGCUAACCGAAGUUAGGAAUAACUCUGUGCUAUUCGGAUCUGUUGCUACAAAAACAGUAUCCUCGCUCUUGCUAACCACGUGACACUAUUAAGCCAAUAACAACGCCUCGCCAACUGCCACUCAAAAAGGCAAAUAUGUCGGGAGAAUUUCUGGCAGGUCCUUGAGAAAAAUUCAAUCUACCAACAUACAUCUAAAUGGGAACAGCUUAAAAAGAAAUAGCUUCCGUUAUGAAACAUCUUUUGAUAUUUAUACAAUAGUCAGAGGUUGUUGUAAGCAGUGAAAGCAGUAUUGUUUACCGGGCUUCGCGGAUUGCGUAGAAUUUCGGAGUUUGAUCACAAUCCGUGAAAAAUCGCGAAAUCAAGAUGACAAAUUUCGAUUAACGUCGAUCAAUUUUAGCAACAAAGUGACGUUUUUCAUAUAUCCUCCAAGCGGAAAAACACUUAAAUACAGGAGGGCCUCGGUCACAAUUAGGAUAUUUUCCUGGGCUUUGUGAGAUAAAUGCCGCUUCAAGGAAAAUAUAUUUUACUACCCGCCUCGUUUGUAUCAAAGUAGAAGGCAACAUGCCUCGCGGCUGCUAUUCCGAGAUCAGGGUCCGCGGCGAAAAAAGGAUUUAGAAUAUCACAAUCUUCUCAAUCGCUUUAAGUUUUCACUGAGCGAGUCUCCAAAACGACGCCAAUUCUACAAGGAUUUUAUGCCGAAGAUGUACAUGUAAAACUCGGCGGCAACCGCCGAUUGAACUUUGUCUUGCGAACUAGCCGUGUGACUAAGCGUGUUAUUAUUUAUGGAAUCAAUUAGAAGCUGUUACUUUACAGGAUUUAGCUUAGCGAGGACUCAACAUUCUGAUUUUGAAACAGAGGUCUGAGUAACUUGAAAAGUAAUCUUUCAUAGAUUGAAAACCGGAAGACUUGUCGUUAACGAUCUACGCUAGUUGCUUAGACCAAAGCAAUAAGUGUGCCCAGAAGUGUGCUCUCGACGCAUUCAAAUAGCGCGAUCAAGUGCGCAGUUGAGCUGAAGUGAACAGUAUUGCAUUACCGUUUGCGUGAAAAUAUUAUUUAAUCUGAGCCAGAUAUAUUCUUAUAUAGAACACAUAGCUACGAUCAAGGAAGUACAGAAGAAAUAAAAGAGAGCGGCCUGGAGAAGAAAGGAUUUUGCCGGUUGCCGUCCAUUGUUUUUGUGAAAAGGAUAACUGCAUGUAUGAUAGGGUUUAGGCAAACGCUGACAUUUAAUUGGCUGGUAUAUCGAUUCCGUAUUGGACAAAAAGAAGAACAAUAGUUAAAUAAGGUGUGUAACAAGACUCAAUUUACUAAAGGCGAACAAGAACGCAAUACAUAGUUAGACAAGGGUGUGUAACAAGAACGAAGAAGUCCAAAGAAACAAGGACUCCAUUCCGCUGUUUCUAACGUGCAUCACCUGUGUGACAUGCUACCGAUCCCUCCGCCCAGCGAUGGUGUCCUCGCCAUCGAAGUCUUGACUCUCUUAAUUAUCAACGCGAUCGCAUUUGGCGGAAACUUACUCGUGUGCGUCGCGUCGUACCGCAACCCACGUCUGCGUACCACAACGAAUCUCUACGUGAUUGCUCUCGCUAUCUCCGACAUUCUCGCAGCGUCCAUCACCAUGCCGCUUACUCUAGCGGCCAUCGUCACGGGGCGUUGGUCUUUUGGCGUCGUCGCGUGUAAUGUCCAAGGCUUCUUUGUACACUUUCUGAUCUACGCUUCCAUGCAUACUAUGGCUUUAACGGCGAUUAACAGGUAUUUCCGCAUUGUUAAGCCGCAGAAGUACAAAAGAAUCUUCCAGAAACGGAGAGCGACCACGCUUCUUGUUCUCGUGUGGAUGACAGUGGGGGUGGUGGUAGGGCUGCCGCCUAUUUGUGGCUGGGCGCGGUUUGAUUUCAGGCCCGGCAAGUCCUUAUACAUGUGUAUUUUGUACUUCGAGACGAAAGCCGGUGAGGUGACCUUUCUGCUGACCAUACUGGUGUUCUAUGUUUUGCUGUCACUCAUCGUCAUGGCAACGUCAUAUGUUCACGUGUCGCGCACCAUCAAGGAGCAUAAUAUGCAGGUGUUCUCGUCCCUCCGCCGCGUGUCUGGGAUCAGUGUGGAAGAGAUCCGGAUCACCAAGACGCUCUUCGUACUCGUACUCGCAUUCACGGUCUGCUGGAUCCCUGUGUACACAGUAGUGUCAAUCAUCAGGUCGGGACUCGGAGACCUUACGAACGCUGGCUCAGUAUUCGCCUCACUCGUAAUAUUUCUGACCAGCGCUAUCAACCCAUUUGCGUAUGCGUUUCGCAGCCAAUCCUUCCGUGAGGAGUUUCAACGCAUUUUGACUUGUCAUUGCCGGCCAAUCCUGCCCGACCGUCAACUGUCCGGGAUUUCUAUGGACCGGUUUAAUGUAUCGGACAGUGGGAUUACUCGCAGUAGAUAUGGUGAAAGGGGCGAUGCGAAAACUUCUAUAAAUUCUAAAACCUCCGGCGAGAGCAUGGGAGGCGCUUGCCAUGUGAUUACCGAUAAUCCUGCCUUUGUACCAUCGCCAGGCGAGGAAUAGAAGGGACAAGGAGCGGGGAGUGAGUAAAUAAAGAACUAUCAUGUCAUUUUUCACGAUCUUCACGGAAGCACUAUAGAUCAUAAUUAUUUUUGUUAUUGUUGCUGCUGUUAUCAUUAUCAUCAUAUACCAUCAACAUCAUUAUCAUUGUAAAUAUUUUUGUUAUAUGUUUGUUAUAGUUUUUGUUAUUGUUAUUGUGAAGGGUGCGGUCAUAAACUUGUUCACAUACUAUACUCAGGGCCGUAGCGGGCCUUGGAGGGGGGGGGGGGCACAAUACAGAAACAUUACGAAAAUAUUGGGGGGCACAUGCCCCCAGUGCCCCACCCCCUGCUACGGCCCUGAUACUAGAAACUGUACAUAACACGUAUCUAAACAUUCUUUACAAAAUCUAAAAUUGCCACGACACGUUAUUAUAUUCAAAUGUUUAUACUUGAGUCUAGAAGUAGGAACCUUAGUGUAAAUAGCACGUUUCUUUACAUAAUCCUAGACCUUUUGAAUAACACUUUAGUACAAUAUGGUCACGUAUUGUCAAGAGUAUCGAAUUCUGGUAUUUGCAUGACGCAGAUGUACAUAUAGGGAGCAUGGGAGAUCUUGUGAAUAAAAGACAUUCAUACAGGU
Nematostella vectensis (starlet sea anemone) is the source of this 5237-nucleotide messenger RNA. Its product is annotated as melatonin receptor type 1B-A. The coding region runs from base 3504 to 4622 and encodes 372 amino acids. The transcript has 2 exons. Gene Ontology annotation, cellular component: membrane. Lineage: Eukaryota; Metazoa; Cnidaria; Anthozoa; Actiniaria; Edwardsiidae. Gene Ontology annotation, molecular function: G protein-coupled receptor activity. Gene Ontology annotation, biological process: G protein-coupled receptor signaling pathway. The record is from RefSeq and is a predicted model, not a curated record.